This is a messenger RNA of Paramecium sonneborni, 1035 nucleotides long. The record is from the annotation of a GenBank genome assembly. Lineage: Eukaryota; Ciliophora; Oligohymenophorea; Peniculida; Parameciidae.
AUGAAGUCAAGAAUAAAGAUAGUUUUCUAAUAAGAAUUUAAUUUAGAAAGCAUCAUUGGAGUUAACAACAAAAUAUAAUAAUCUAAGAAACCGAAAGUAAAAAACAGUGAUGAUGAAGUUUCAGAUGAAGACUAAGAUUUUCAAAAUUAUGAUUGGCAAAUAGAUUAUGCCAUUUCAUCACCUAAUUAAAAAUUCAUUGCUUUUGAUAUAAGUAAAUAAAAUGAUUUUGAAGAGAAAAGGUUUUAUCAUGUUGCUGUAGAUACAUCAACUAAAACGAUUAAAUAUUAAAAGAAAUUUUACGAUAAUUAAAACAUGUUAUUUACUUCUGAUUCUAAAUAUCUUGUAAUUGAUGAUGAUUCUGGAAAUUAUCUUGUGGAUUUGGAAACUUUUAAGUAAAAAAAAAUUGAAAAUAACGACAAAAUUAUUUCAAUAGAUUCAGAAAAUAAUAUUUUUCAAAUUUAAUAUAAUUUUAAUAAUAUUGAAUAAUUGAAAGUCUUUUCCAUAACUGAUAAUUUAUAAAGUGAUCUAAACAUUAGAUAAGAAAUAUUAUAAGAAAAAAUAAUUUAUUUUGAAAAAGUUUUUUCAGAUUGUGCUUUUAUUUAAACUCAAAUAAAAAAUUAUUUGAUUUGGUUAUCUAAUAAUAAAAUUCUUUAGAAAAAUGUUAAAAAGUAUUCUGAAGAGGAAUAUGAAAAUUGGAUCUAAUCAAAAUUUAUAUUGGUGGAAAAAGUCUAAUAUAAAAAAUGGAUUUUUGUUAAAAAUCUUAUCAAUAAAAAACUGAUAAGGAAAUCUAUUUGUAGUUAUGAUGCUAUAAUAUUUAAAAAAAAUAAAUCUGUUUACAAAUACAAUUUUUCUUAAAAAAAUAAUAAGGAUGGUGAUAAAUUAGAAAGAACAAAUUUAUUAACUGGGAUAAUUAUUAAGCCAGAUUUAGAAUUAGGGAAAUAUUAAAGAUAAUAUCAUGAUGAAGUUAUAAUUACUGAAAAUUAUUUGAUUGAUAUAGGACAUGCAAAAAUGAGAUAUUUCAAAAUUUUAGAUUGA